AUGGAGGCUAGGGAAGGCAUGUGCAGGGCCAUGGGUGAUGGCGACGAGGAAGAGGAUGCGGUGGAGAACGGUGCAGAUAGGUUGGGGGUGGAGGAAGAGAGAGGGGGAGUUGAUACGGGUAGAACCAGGGGAGGGCGCUUGAAGGGGGAGGAGCCUGGGGGAAGGGGGGGAGCGGAGCGGGAAGAGGGAGAGGAGAGGAAGGAUGAGGGAGGGAGAGCGGGAGGAGGGUGUGGGGAGGACGCGAGGGAGGAUGGGAAUGGGAGAAAGAGGGGCGGACGAGGGGAAGUUGAGGAAGGGGGGAAGGGGAGGGAGAGGGGAGGACGAGGGGAGGUGGAGGAGAGUGGGGGGCGUAUGGGAGGAGAAGGGAAGGUGGGGAGAGAGAGUGAGCCUUUGUCGGGCGAUUUGGCGCACGAGGGGAAGGAGCUCUGGCUGUCCGUCCUGCCGAGACCAGAAGCAGUCCCCACAGACGCCGCAGGGGUGGCUGAACGAGAACCAGUAGCAGCAGCAGCAGCAGCAGCAGCAGGAAAAGGUGUAGCGGUGGCAGUUGCAGCAGGAGCAGCGGGAUGGGCAAAGGGGGAGGGGAAAGGGACCCUAGAGGGGCAUGCUAGCGACCCUGCACGCAGGGAUGGUGGGCUCGUAUCCCGGAGGCAGCAGAUCGUCAAUGUUCUCCAGCAGCUCCUUGUACACCUUCCUUAG
Closterium sp. NIES-65 is the source of this 696-nucleotide messenger RNA. Lineage: Eukaryota; Viridiplantae; Streptophyta; Zygnematophyceae; Desmidiales; Closteriaceae. The record is from the annotation of a GenBank genome assembly.